Wickerhamiella sorbophila is the source of this 480-nucleotide messenger RNA. RefSeq lists its product as hypothetical. The record is from RefSeq and is a predicted model, not a curated record. NCBI's taxonomy places the organism in Eukaryota, Fungi, Ascomycota, Dipodascomycetes, Dipodascales, Trichomonascaceae. Gene Ontology annotation, molecular function: acyltransferase activity, transferring groups other than amino-acyl groups. The transcript has a single exon. The coding region runs from base 1 to 480 and encodes 159 amino acids.
AUGACAGUCUACCGGGCUACUCUGGCUGAUAAGGAUGGGGCCAAGCAAAUUAUAGAGGUCUACAAUGAUGAGCUCGACAUUGUAGUCCGUGAUAGUGAGCAAGCAUUCCAGUCAUACUUUGAGCCCGACUCAGGGCUAUGGCUGGCCAAGGUAGACAACCACGUCGUAGGGUGCGUAAUUCUUCGCCCGCUGCCUACGCCCGGUCACGGAGAAGUCAAGCGGCUUUACGUUGCCAGAGGCUAUCGUGGCCAAGGGCUUUCUCACAAACUAAUGAAAGCACUCGAAGAUUACGCAGCCCAAAUCAACUACGAGUGGCUGUACCUCGACACUAAAGACGAUCUGGAGGCAGCCAUUAAACUCUACGAGCAGUCAGGAUACGAACGGUGUGAACGAUAUAACAAAAACCCCCAGGCGACGAUUUUUAUGCGCAAGCGAUUGGCAGCUCAACACAACCCCUCAAAAGAACAGCAAAAUAGUUGA